AUGACGACUUCACCCAAUGGCCCAGGGUCCAACUCUGCCUUGCCUGUUCUUAACGAUGCAACUUCCAAAAGUCUGUCGCCAACUGAUCGGUCCAUUAACGACGCCCCUCUAGAGCGACGCUCAUCGCAUACGAACUCAAUUCAAGGGUCAUCUGACAAUACUGAACGGCCAAAGAAAAAGCGAUCUUUUCUUCGCGUCCCCUCGCGAUCAUCUUCCAAUGCAAAACAACGAGGGCAGCUUACCGCUCAAGAAAGGCAACAAGACGGCACUGAAAGCAAUACUGGAAGUAAAAAAGGGGCUGGAAGUAUGGCAAGCAGCAAGCGAUCCAGGCACACCGACGCCCCUACUGCUACAGAUAUCAACCCUAAGGUGUCCACAACCGAUGCGGAUGAUCAGCCUAAGGAAAGGUUGGCAAAAGGGCCACCGAAGUUGUUUUCAUUCCUCAGUUGCUGUGGCGGCGCGUCGAACGAAGAUCAGGAAGACCCUGGAAUCCCCCCAAAAAGAUCCGUAAAACCACAGUCGUCGCACGGCAGGCAGCCAACGCCAGUCGAGAAGACAGAACCCAGCGCUGCAGAUUCGAGCACAUCGGAUUCUAGAGAACCGGCCUCUUUUGAUGAAAAGUUUGCGCUGCAAGCGAAUGCGGACCGGAAGGAUUCUCACAUUAACGAUGAUGUGCCGGUAGCGCCCGUGGAAACUCCUUCGGAUAGCAUGGUUAAAAGGGAUCUUUUUGAUAAAGAUUUAAACACCCUUGCCCCAUCCAACUCAGGAUCUGGCUCUGGCUCAGCUUCGGGUUCCAGGAGUUAUACAGGUCGAGAUACUGAUUUACUGCCAAUUCCUGUAUCGGAGAAACUGACCCCGUCAAACACACCCAGCGCUUCGGGUGAGCAAACAGCCACGGACGCGGUCUCAAAACAACCCAAUGGCGAUCAAGAUGUCUCCAUGCAAAAUUCGCAGUCCGCAGAAAGUUACAUAGACGAAGAUGUGGAUACUCCGCUCCAAGACAGAACCGGGCAACAAGCGAUGAUUCCCCCUCCACCCCCGUUAGAUCACAAUGCAGAAUCGUCAAACAAGUACAUCCCAUCUGUUCCUCCCCUUCAACCAGAGAACCAGCAAUGGUUAUUACCUCCCGUUGAACCACACCUUCAGAGCCGCAAGUGCCUUGUCCUUGACCUUGACGAAACACUUGUCCACAGCAGUUUCAAAGUUCUUGAGAAAGCUGAUUUCACCAUUCCAGUGGAAAUCGAGGGGCAAUAUCAUAAUAUCUAUGUAAUCAAGCGUCCCGGCGUUGAUCAGUUUAUGAAACGAGUAGGAGAACUCUACGAAGUUGUCGUUUUUACAGCAUCUGUAUCAAAGGAUCUUUCUCAAGUUGGCCGUGACCUCCGAGAUACCAUCAUCAUCGACAAUUCUCCAACAUCUUACGUUUUCCAUCCUCAGCAUGCGAUUCCAAUUAGUAGUUGGUUUUCGGACGCACACGAUAACGAACUGUUAGAUCUUAUUCCCGUCCUCGAGGAUUUAGCCAGUUCUCAAGUUCGGGAUCGACCGCGUGGACGUGGUCUUUGA
This is a messenger RNA of Histoplasma mississippiense, 1560 nucleotides long. RefSeq names its product carboxy-terminal domain RNA polymerase II polypeptide A small phosphatase 1. Gene Ontology annotation, molecular function: phosphoprotein phosphatase activity. The transcript is spliced from 5 exons. The record is from RefSeq and is a predicted model, not a curated record. Gene Ontology annotation, cellular component: plasma membrane. Bases 1 to 1560 code for a protein of 519 amino acids. Lineage: Eukaryota; Fungi; Ascomycota; Eurotiomycetes; Onygenales; Ajellomycetaceae.